AUGGAUAUUUCUAUUGAAUUUCAAAAUACUGAAUUUGUUACUAACACUGAACCGUCUGAGCCAAAAAAAGAUAAUAGCUAUUAUUCAGAAGAAUUGUUGCCUUCUACAAGUUCAGAACAAAAUAUUACAUUCUUAUUACCCACUACAACGUCUGAAUCAAGUAUUACCUCUGACCCUGCUACUUGGCCCUCAUUUUUAACAUCAAAACAAAUUGACUAUAUAGUAGUAACUGGUCCAGAAAUAUUUACAGAAUUCCCAAGAAAAAUAUUUUGUUUCUGUUGUAAAUUAUUUGAUAGAGUUCCAAAGUCAAAUUUGGCAAUUGGUGGGUUUUCUGAUUGGCAUAACGUAUGUGCUGCACUUACUAUGCACGAAAAAGCGCCUAAUCAUUUUAAGGCUUAUGGUACAUGGAUAGAAAUAGAAAAACGGUUAAAACUAAAUAAAACAAUAGAUGCAGAACACCAGCGAAUCACGAACAUGGAAACUGAUUAUUGGGUAAAAGUUCUAGACCGUUUGUUAUCAAUAACUUUAUUUUUAUCUAAGAACAAUCUAGCGUUUCGAGGAAGUUCAGAUAAAUUUUAUACUCACAGUAAUGGCAAUUUUUUAAGUUUAGUUGAGCUUUUGGGUAAAUAUGACGACGUAACUAAAGAAUUAUUACUCAAAACACUUUCUCGUGAAAAAACCGUACAUUAUUGUAGUCAUUCUAUUCAAAAUGAAUUAAUUAAUCUCAUGGCCAAUAAAGUUCUAGAAACAAUAAUAGAUAGAUUACGUGCAGCAAAAUAUUAUUCUGUAAUCCUCGACUGUACACCAGACGUGAGUCAUCAAGAACAACUAUCCUUUACACUAAGAUUUGUUAAUAUAAAAAGAAAAAUUGAAGUUAAAGAACAUUUCAUUGGGUUUAAAACGGUAGAAAGCUCUACAGGUUUGAGUUUAACAGACCUUCUUCUAAAAACUCUUGCAGAGAAGAAUAUUCCUUUUCAAGAUUGUCGGGGGCAGGGAUAUGAUAAUGGUGCUAACAUGAAAGUUGUAUCAGAUGCUGCAUCUUGUUCUAUAAAUUCAAUUACAGUUUUCGGCGUACUCCAAAGAAUUUAUGUUUUGUUUUCAUCAUCGGUAAAUCGAUGGAAAAUUUUAACUGACAAUAUAACAGGGUUGACUGUGAAAACUCUAAGUGACACAAGAUGGGAAAGUAGAAUCAACAGUGUAAAAGUUGCUCGUUUUCAAACUGAGCAAAUUUACAACGCGCUUACUAAACUAUCUGAAGUUGAAAACAUAGAUGCUGGAACGCGCCAUGAAGCUGUUUCGCUUGCUGAUCAACUUACAGAUUUUAAAUUCCUAAUAUCAUUAGUUGUUUGGUACGAUAUUCUUUUUCAAGUAAAUCUAGUCAGUAAAAGUAUGCAAGCAAAAGCAAUGGACUUAAUAAAUGGUUCUAAUAUGUUAAAAAGUGCUUUAGAGUUUAUGAAGAACUAUAGAGAUCAAUUUGAUCAGAUUUUAAUCAAAGCAAAAGCAAUAGCAGAUGAAUUAGGGGUGGAUCCUGAAAUAAAAGUAGUUCGGAAGCGUAUAAAAAAAAAAAACACUUUGAUUAUGAGUGUUCAGAUGAUGCUGAUCAUAGAACUGCAGUAG
Metopolophium dirhodum (rose-grain aphid) is the source of this 1617-nucleotide messenger RNA. Its product is annotated as zinc finger MYM-type protein 1-like. The record is from RefSeq and is a predicted model, not a curated record. The transcript is spliced from 3 exons. The coding region runs from base 1 to 1617 and encodes 538 amino acids. Lineage: Eukaryota; Metazoa; Arthropoda; Insecta; Hemiptera; Aphididae.